Macrosiphum euphorbiae (potato aphid) is the source of this 750-nucleotide messenger RNA. The record is from the annotation of a GenBank genome assembly. Lineage: Eukaryota; Metazoa; Arthropoda; Insecta; Hemiptera; Aphididae.
AUGAUCCAACUCGUAUUUCCGUUACUACCAUCUCCACCGUCGAUCUUUGAAUCUAUCGAUAACAUACCACAAAUCGAAUACGUCAUAGCUAUCAGCAAAAUAAUUCCACCGAAAAAUAUUAAAUUCGUCUCUAGAAUGUCAAACAACCGUUUUUGUGUUUAUUUCAAUGACAAAAACACUGUUGAUCUUCUAAUCAAAAAUCAUCCUAUUAUUAAACUAAAUGAUCUCACAUUUAUAAAAAUCAGACGAUUAGUAAACCCAACCAAAAGAAUUAUUAUCUCAAAUGUAUCACCUGCUAUUCCUAACGAUAAAAUUAUAGUUGAACUACAAAAUCGCAAUAUCCAACUCCUAUCACCGAUAACACACAUUAACGCUGGAUUCAACAUAAAAGAUUUAGCGCAUAUCUUAAGCUUUAGACGUCAAGUUUAUAUAAACCACGAUGAUUUUCAUAAAAUACCAGAAUCCUUACUGGGCAAGGCUGAAAACGAACUUCACAGAAUUUUUCUCACUGACGACACCCUCACUUGCUAUAAAUGCAAACUCACCGGACACACCUCAAAGCUGUGUAAAAAGUCUACACCAGAUCCUCCAAACGCUAUGUUAUAUGAAUCAUCAGACCUCAACAACACUACAAUCAACACAAACACCACAGAAGAGAAAUCAGGACAUAUCGAACCGUCAAUAGAUAUCCCUUCCGAAAACACAAAUGGUCCCAAUUCAAGCAUCUCUCCUCGACGACCCAAUAAUUAG